CAUCAUCAUCAUCAUUAUCAUCAUAAUCUUUUUUUUUUUUUAAUUUCUAACAGGCAUACAUCUACAUACACAAUCCCUGUAUCUAUAUUUGACUGCCUCGAUUUCAGGUAGCUUCCAUUACUAUUCUCACGUUUUUCAAAUUUUCCUUUUUUCUUUUUCCUCGGGUAAAUCAGUUGGUGGCGUUGUUAUCAUAUCGUUUAACCUGUAAUGGACGCAAGCUGGUUCCUCGUGACCACCUUUUUCCGCCUUUAUUGAUUGACGCUAUCGACCUCCACAUGCAGCCAACAGAAUCGAAUUCAUAAAUUGAUCCUCUUCAUCGUCACCAUCAUCUGCUUUCGUCCUUUUUUUUAUCCGGUUUUAUUGUAAUUUGGAUCUGCGACGUCGGAGCUGCGACCGCGUGUUUCCCGGCGUUGAUUAGCCGCCCCGGAGUAUAAUGCCCUGUGUGUGUUGGAGAUUUGCGUGCGUAUUGGGAGUGAAUUGAGGUUUCGAGGGAAAAAUGGAGGAGAGGAAGAAGUACCCGAUUGGGGUUGAGUUUUAUACUCUGUAUGAGGAGGUCGGGACGGGAGUCAGCGCGGCUGUUCACCGCGCCCUCUGCAACCCGCUCGAUGAGGUCGUCGCCAUUAAAAUUCUCGACUUUGAGCGCAAUAACAGCGAUCUGAAUAACAUUUCACGGGAAGCACAGACAAUGGUCCUUGUUGACCAUCCUAAUGUUCUUAAGUCACACUGCUCCUUCGUUAAUGAUCACAAUCUUUGGGUUGUGAUGCCUUACAUGGCUGGAGGUUCUUGUCUUCACAUUUUGAAGGCUGCACACCCAGAUGGUUUCGAGGAGGUUGUCAUUGCUACAAUUUUGCGGGACGUGUUGAAGGGCUUGGAUUACCUUCACCAACAUGGACAUAUUCAUCGUGAUGUAAAAGCUGGUAAUGUUCUGAUUGAUUCCCGUGGUGGAAUCAAACUGGGAGAUUUUGGUGUUUCCGCCUACUUGUUUGAUGCAGGUGACCGGCAGCGCAUGAGGAAUACAUUUGUGGGCACCCCCUGCUGGAUGGCACCUGAGGUCAUGGAGCAAGUGAAUGGUUAUGAUUUCAAAGCUGAUAUAUGGUCUUUUGGCAUAACUGCUCUGGAACUUGCACAUGGCCAUGCUCCUUUCUCGAAGUAUCCUCCGAUGAAGGUAUUGCUUAUGACAUUGCAAAAUGCGCCACCUGGUCUUGAUUAUGAGAGGGACAAAAAAUUCUCAAAGUCCUUUAAGCAGAUGAUUGCUAGCUGUUUGGUGAAGGAUCCUUCAAAAAGGCCAACUGCAAAAAAAUUGUUGAAGCAUUCCUUUUUCAAGCAAGCUAGAUCAAACGAUUAUAUUGCUAGAACUCUCCUGGAAGGGCUGCCAGCUCUUGGUGACCGUCUUCAAGCAUUGAAGAGAAAGGAGGAGGACAUGCUUGCACAAAAGAAAAUGCCAGAUGGGGAGAAAGAGGAGAUAUCCCAGAAUGAAUAUAAACGUGGGAUCAGUGGGUGGAAUUUCAACCUCGAUGAUAUGAAGGCUCAAGCUUCAUUGAUCCAGGAUGAUGAUGUUACUUUGGAAAAAGACGAAGAUAUGCAAAACAAACUACAGUAUCAGUCAUCUUUAUCCAAAAGCUUUAAAGUACUUCAACACCAAUUGUCCUUUGCAAGUCAGUGUUCUGAUGCAGCAGAUUCUGAUGAUAACACACCCGCUUCUGUCUCGUCAAUGGACUCCCCGAGUAACUUAGCUAAAAUUGAAAAGUCUGAAGAUGGUGCGAGUGUCGUGACAACAUUGGAGCAGCCAACAACAAACAUGCCUCUUAGUUCUGAGAAUCAUACAGACAAUAACCUAGUAGAAAAGGUUGAAGUGGAGGCAAACAAAAGAUUAAUAGACGGAGCCCCCACUAACUCUGGGUUGUAUUUUAUACUGAAUUUCUGUGGUUUCUUUAUGGACUACUGUUCAAAUUCACCUCUUUCUUUUAAAUUGCGAAAUGCGAGAUGUUUGUCUUGGUUUCAUAAAUUGCAUGUGACAGAACUUGUCAGCAUAAGAAAAGCAAUAUCAGCUAGAAAAGGACAAAGGUUCAGUACUGUGCCUAUAUGGAAGAAAACGAAAUUAUCCGCAGAUGAAGAUAAUCAUAGAGGUUCAUUUAAUUUUGCUGGACGAGAUGUUAAUGGUGAUGAAGCCGAUGAGAAGGCCAAGAAUCAAGUUGUUCAGCAAAAAGGAAGAUUUAAGGUCACAUCAGAGAAUGUUGAGGCCGUUCCAGCUCCUAUACUACAGAAAAGCCACAGCAUGCAGGUGAUGGGUCCACUUUCUUCCAUAUCGUCACCUCCAUUAUCUUCCAUAUCAACUCCAUCACUCUCUGAUGCUACUUCAAGUUUUGGUCAUGCCAUUUUUCCCAGUUUACAGUCUGUUCUGCAGACAAAUAUUGUUCAAAGGGAUAGCAUCCUUCAUUUAAUGAAGCAAAUAGCAGUUGGUGAUCCUUUGGAUGUGGAGUGCCCACAGAUUAACAUGGCAUACGCUGAUAAAUCUUUGUUAGAUGCUUCUCAUGAUAGAGAACGGGAGUUGCUUCGAGAAAUCAAUGAUCUCCAAUUAAGCUGUCGGUCCGUACUCCCGGUCUCUUGUCGAUUAGUGGGCCUCUCGAUUGAAGGGUGUUUUGCCAUGUCGCGCUACUCGUGGUUGGCCUCUCGCCUCAAGGUGGCUCCAACAAUUAGAUGGUAUGUGCGAAUGCACAGCCCGCGCGUCUGCGGGCAGUCUGUGCGCCCUUCUGCAGCCAACGGCUGCGAGCGCGCCUUGCUGCCUGCGACCAGCAGCUUGUCUGCCAUGGCCGUCGGUGCUUUCAUGCGGCGCGUCGUUGCCGAUCGGGACUGA
Molecule: messenger RNA, 2854 nt
Organism: Striga asiatica
Lineage: Eukaryota; Viridiplantae; Streptophyta; Magnoliopsida; Lamiales; Orobanchaceae
Source: the annotation of a GenBank genome assembly